AUGGCUGUGAUUUUAAAAUAUAUUGUAGCUGGCCUCGUAAGAUACUGGCUCAUUCACACGGACUAUUGGCAAACUUUAUCUAAUAGAGUCGAAAUAGCGACGCCUUUGAACUCGUGGAAGAGGUUGAUCGAAGGAAUUUAUUUAUAUGAACAUAAAAUCAAUCCUUACGAAGGUGACUCUUUUCAUGAAUCGCCUCUGCUUCUUAUAUUCUUCUACGGUGUCCUAAAGUAUACACCAUAUCUUUUACCUGCAAUAUUUACAUUUAUGGACAUUCUAACAGCGUACUUUCUUUAUAAGACUGCUUCUAUAUUCGUCAAAGUCUUCAAGAAUAGUCAACGAAAAAUCUCUGAAAAUAUAGCCACUGACUCAAAAACAUUGCUUUUGUCCGAUUCCCAGUUAAAGGAAGUGCCAGAAUAUGUGUUGUCAGUAUACUUAUUCAAUCCUUACUCAGUUUUAAACUGUGUUGGAAUGACAACCACAGUAGUUCAAAAUUUGCUGUUAGCAGUAUCACUGUGGGGCUCCGUUAGUGGUCAUAGGUUACUCGCUUGUGCUUUUAUUGCACUCGCUACCCAUCAAGCUCUAUAUCCUGUUACGUUAAUUGUACCUUUGUCAAUAUUAUUAGCGGAUGAAAGUAAAGGCUGCAACAAGUGCUCCUAUAUCAGAACUCUUUUAGUCUUUGUUGUGUGUUGGGGUUUUCUAGUCUACAUAUCGGCAUAUAUAAUGGAUGGAUCAUAUAGUUAUGUUUAUAAUACAUAUGGUUUUAUAUUAAAUGUUCCCGAUCUCAAACCAAACAUAGGAUUGUUUUGGUACUUCUUUACAGAGAUGUUUGAGCAUUUUCGACUGCUCUUUGUGUGUGCUUUCCAAAUAAAUGCUCUGAUUCUAUACAUUGUGCCCUUGACAUUGAGGUUUAAGGACGAACCUGUUUUAUUGGCAACAGUACUCAUUGCUCUCUCAUCAAUAUUUAGGUCCUACCCGUGUAUUGGGGAUGUUGGAUUUUAUUUAGCCCUUCUACCUAUAUGGAAGCAUUUAUUUAACUUUAUGCAGCAAAAGUUUAUAGUAGGCUGCGCAUUUAUCAUAACGUCAGCAUUAGGACCGACCGUGUGGCACCUUUGGAUAUAUUCUGGAUCAGCAAAUGCAAACUUCUUUUUUGGAGUGACUCUUUCAUUUGCGACAGCACAAAUAUUUCUUAUCACAGACUUGAUGUUUGCAUAUUUAAAGAGAGAAUUCACCCUCAAGCACGGUUCAUCACGUCUAGUUGAUGGCAAACCGGCCAAGUUGGUACUAAGAUAG
Molecule: messenger RNA, 1290 nt
Organism: Leptosia nina
Lineage: Eukaryota; Metazoa; Arthropoda; Insecta; Lepidoptera; Pieridae
Source: the annotation of a GenBank genome assembly